GUGGAUUCAGUCGCCGUUGAGCUGCGAUUGCGGAAACAUGUCAAGAUCAGAGCGGAGUCUGCUGCUGCUCCUUAUCAGCAUCGCUGGCUGUGGCCUGGGGCUUAUCUGUUUGGCAACGGCGGAUAGUUCGCGGGGCUACAAUCCCCUCGCACGUCCCGUGGCAGAGGCUGUCGAGCGGCUCUACAAUCAGGUGCUGCACUCAACCAUCGAGGAUGCACGCCAGCGGCUGCCCCAACUCAACGACAGUGAGGCCAUCGAUAAGCAGUACUUUGAGGAUCUGGAUGGCACAUUGGGCAAUGAGGAUUACUACAGCACGGCGUACUACAUCUUUGCGUGGAUCAACAGCCAACUGAUGGCCCAGCAGCGGCCCGAUAAGCUGCUCGUCGCCGUCCUGCCCGGCGAGAAGGCGGCCAUACGGCAGUUUUUCCACAAGGUGCGAACACCGUUGGAAAAGUAUCUGCAACGCAGCCACCAAACGAAGCAGGAGCUAAUGGCCAAUGUCAGCCGCUGGGCAGGCGAACAGCAGGACUCGGUGGUGAUGUCCUACAUUGAGUUUCCACGCAGUCUGCAGGCGCAGAUACCAGAACUGCAGCUGAUGGACUACACCAAGCUGGCCAAAGCGCUCAUCGAAGGUGUGGCCACGGGCAUAUGGGGAUCGCUAUAGAGAUUAUACAAAAUAAAUAUAAAUAAAGAUUCAAGUAAA
Messenger RNA from Drosophila obscura, 703 nucleotides. RefSeq lists its product as uncharacterized. Lineage: Eukaryota; Metazoa; Arthropoda; Insecta; Diptera; Drosophilidae. The coding region runs from base 38 to 664 and encodes 208 amino acids. The transcript is spliced from 2 exons. The record is from RefSeq and is a predicted model, not a curated record.